AUGUCAGCAAUACAGGCCACCUGGCCAUCUGGUACAGAAUGUAUUGCCAAGUACAACUUCCAUGGCACUGCUGAGCAGGACCUUCCCUUCUGCAAGGGAGAUGUGCUCACCAUUGUGGCCGUCACCAAGGACCCCAACUGGUACAAAGCCAAGAACAAGGUGGGCCGUGAGGGCAUCAUUCCAGCCAACUAUGUCCAAAAGCGGGAGGGCGUGAAGGUCGGCACCAAACUUAGCCUCAUGCCUUGGUUCCAUGGCAAGAUCACACGGGAGCAGGCAGAACGGCUUCUCUGCCCACCAGAGACAGGCCUGUUCCUCGUGCGGGAGAGCACCAACUACCCUGGUGACUACACGCUGUGCGUGAGUUGCGAUGGCAAGGUGGAGCACUACCGUAUCAUGUACCACGCCAGCAAGCUCAGCAUCGAUGAGGAGGUGUACUUCGAGAACCUCAUGCAGCUGGUGGAGCACUAUACCUCAGAUGCAGAUGGACUCUGCACUCGGCUCAUCAAGCCAAAGGUCAUGGAGGGCACAGUGGCAGCCCAGGAUGAGUUCUUCCGCAGUGGUUGGGCGCUGAAUAUGAAGGACCUAAAGCUGCUGCAGACCAUUGGGAAGGGGGAGUUUGGAGAUGUGAUGCUGGGCGAUUACCGAGGGAACAAAGUUGCUGUCAAAUGCAUUAAGAACGAUGCCACUGCCCAGGCCUUCCUGGCUGAAGCCUCAGUCAUGACGCAACUUCGGCAUAGCAACCUGGUACAGCUUCUGGGCGUGAUUGUGGAAGAGAAGGGUGGACUCUACAUCGUCACCGAGUACAUGGCCAAGGGGAGCUUGGUGGACUAUCUUCGGUCACGGGGUCGGUCGGUGCUGGGCGGAGACUGUCUCCUCAAGUUCUCACUAGACGUGUGUGAGGCUAUGGAAUACCUGGAAGGCAACAACUUUGUGCAUCGGGACCUGGCCGCCCGAAAUGUGCUGGUGUCCGAGGACAACGUGGCCAAGGUCAGCGACUUCGGCCUCACCAAGGAGGCCUCCAGCACCCAGGACACGGGCAAGCUGCCAGUCAAGUGGACAGCCCCUGAAGCCCUGAGAGAGAAGAAAUUCUCCACCAAGUCUGAUGUGUGGAGUUUCGGAAUUCUUCUCUGGGAAAUCUACUCCUUUGGGCGAGUGCCUUAUCCAAGAAUUCCCCUGAAGGACGUCGUCCCUCGGGUGGAGAAGGGCUACAAGAUGGAUGCCCCUGACGGCUGCCCGGCGGCAGUCUACGAGGUGAUGAAGAACUGCUGGCAGCUGGACGCCGCCACACGGCCCUCCUUCCUGCAGCUCCGAGAGCAGCUCGAGCGCAUCAAAACCCAUGAGCUGCACCUGUGA
Molecule: messenger RNA, 1353 nt
Organism: Pipistrellus nathusii (Nathusius's pipistrelle)
Lineage: Eukaryota; Metazoa; Chordata; Mammalia; Chiroptera; Vespertilionidae
Source: the annotation of a GenBank genome assembly